Trichophyton rubrum CBS 118892 is the source of this 1888-nucleotide messenger RNA. RefSeq names its product woronin body major protein. Bases 931 to 1587 code for a protein of 218 amino acids. Gene Ontology annotation, molecular function: ribosome binding; RNA binding; translation elongation factor activity. The transcript has 3 exons. NCBI's taxonomy places the organism in Eukaryota, Fungi, Ascomycota, Eurotiomycetes, Onygenales, Arthrodermataceae. Gene Ontology annotation, biological process: positive regulation of translational elongation. The record is from RefSeq and is a predicted model, not a curated record.
AUCACCAGCCUCGACUUCACCCACCAAUUCCAUCUCAAUUGACCUUCUUCCAUCUCCCAGAACAGGACGGACGCCAGUCUAUCUUCGUUCUCAUCACCCUCUGUGCCCCUUCGUCCCCGUUGUAGCUGUAGGACUUGAGAGACUCCCGUCUUUUCUUGUCUAGCCUUUCGAAUUGUCACCCAGUUCGAAAGGCAUUCGAGAAAGGACGCCCCUCAAGCAGCCAAUCUGGACUUUGACGCCCGCGUCCCCAUCCCCUUCAGUGUCUUCCCGUCGUCGUACCGGAGUGACGCUGCUGCCGCUGUCUCUGAGUCCACUCAGGAGAGAGUAGAGGGCGAGGUCAAGUUUUCAGGUGCUUCGCGCGUCGGACGGGAAGAUACUCGAUACGAAGGCCCCCUCCCAGCACCAAGAACCUCUACCCAGCAAGCCACUGCUUCCUUUGACCAGCGCUUCGACAACGAGGAGUUCCGUCCUGUCACCGACUACAGACAAACCACUGUCGUAGCCCACGAGGAGCACCCCCGUCACCGCCAACAGGAGCACAUCCCUGAAGUUCAGCUUUCCCGGGAAAGAUACUACGAGACCAGAGACCGUCGAGAGACUGAACUUGAUACCCAGCUUGACAUCACUGAGCGUCAAUACCGUGCCCGUACUGAUCCUCGCUACCAAGCCCAGUACGAGCCUGAACCCCGCCAAGUUCGAGACGUAGACGUCGGGUACAGCAACAGCCGUACCUUCAGCUCCGUCGAGAGACCCUCUGAGAAAGUUCGAGAAGUCGACGUUGCCUACAGCCGGGCCUACGAGACCGUCGACACCUCCCGCCCACCAGUCGAAGUCCGUGACAUCGACUAUCAGGAGCAGACCAAGCAGUCAGAUACCCUCAACCUCAUCUCCGAUCACCGCGUAGUUCAGGAGCAGGACCCUCAAGCCAAAAUGGGUUACUACGACGACGAAGGUCAGUACCACUCCUUCCGCCGCGGAGUCGAGCGUGCUGCCGAGCGCGUGCUGCACCCAUUCCAUCACCGUCACCAUCACCACCACCACCAAACCCACGAAGAUGGAAUCAUUUCUGACGAGCGCCGCGUCGAACAAGGUGCCCCUCGUGAGACCGUCCGCGUUGUCCAGCCCCGUGGUGGACACCCACCAGACACCAUUACCAUCCCCUGCCACUUCAUCCGCAUCGGCGACCUUUUGAUCCUCCAGGGCCGCCCUUGCCAGGUUAUCCGUGUCUCCGUUUCCCAGCAGACCGGCCAGCACCGUUACCUCGGUGUCGACCUCUUCACCCGCCAGCUCCAUGAGGAGUCCAGCUUCAUCUCCAACCCAUCUCCAUCUGUCGUCGUCCAGAGCAUGCUCGGCCCCGUCUACAAGACCUACCGUGUCCUCGACAUGCGCGAUGACAACCGCAUCGUCGCCAUGACCGAGACCGGUGACGUCAAGCAGGGUCUCCGUGUCGUCGACCAGGGCAACCUCUUCAACCGCAUCGCCGAUGCCUUUGCCGAGGGCCGUGGCUCCGUCCGUGCCCUCGUCAUCAACGACGGUGGCCGCGAGCUCGUCGUCGACUACAAGGUCAUCCACGGUUCCAGACUCUAGACAACCAACCCCACCAACCAACCAGCCAAACAAAAGAGAUACAGCCAAUCAAAUUUCCCGUCAUCUUGAUCUAUGUCUAGUUUGGAUACCAGAUGUAUUGCCUGGACAUCAAAUUUGACAAGCUUGUUUCCUCUUUACGUCUCGGAAUCCAAUGUUCUAUUUUCCUUUGUCGAUAACUUGAAACUUAGUAGUAGUGAACACCUUUCCUUUGUCAGUGCCUGCUUUGCUUUCUUACUACCACGACGUCUAAUCAACUUGUAAAAAUGAAAUGGAAAUGAAAGUUUGCUCUAUUUAAGGCUCG